AUGCCGUCCGAGAUCCUGCACUGCACGCCUCCCGAGGACCUUUGUAGGGCCCCUGAGAAGGUGGCCUCGUGGCACGCCCUUCCCGUGGUGCCCCGCAACCCGGUGCCAACCCUGCAAGCCCUGUUUGAGGAGCUCCACGCAGCCUUCGAGGCAGAAGCCAGCCAGGGCAUCAUCAUCGACAACUCCCAGCCCGCAGCCUCAUUCGCUCGGCUGAACGCGCGGGUCCAGGCACUGCUAACCAGGUACACGAAGGAGGGCUCCUCCGACUGGCGCCGGUAUGCUGCCUUCAACAGCCACCACUACAUACGCCACCUCAUCGAGGAAUCUCCCCAUUUUGAGAUCCUGGUGCGGCGCGGGAACAGGUUGGUGUGCUGGCAGCCAGGCCAGGGCUCCCAUAUCCACGACCAUGACAACUCCCACUGCUGGCUGACAUGCCUGGAUGGCACGCUGGAGGAGAAGCAUUACCAGGCCGGCGAGAGCGCGUCCCCCGUGGCAGGCAGCGCCUUCCCCGCCUCCGCCCUACCCGGUGUGGAGCGGGUGACCUCCCCCUGCCCCGCCAUGCACGCCACGCACUCCCAGCGCCUGGGGCCGGGAGACACGGGCUACAUCAGCGACCGCAUCGCGUUGCACACGGUGGCCUGCCCGUCGGGCACGCCCGCGCCGGGCGCCGUCUCGCUGCACGUCUACGCGCCCCCCAUCCGCCGCGUGCGGCUCUUCACGCCGCAGGAAGACCAGGUGGUGGUCCGGAAGCCGGGCUUCUGGUCGGUCAGGGGGGUGCGCACGUGA
Auxenochlorella protothecoides is the source of this 786-nucleotide messenger RNA. RefSeq names its product Cysteine dioxygenase type 1. Gene Ontology annotation, molecular function: cysteine dioxygenase activity; ferrous iron binding. The record is from RefSeq and is a predicted model, not a curated record. NCBI's taxonomy places the organism in Eukaryota, Viridiplantae, Chlorophyta, Trebouxiophyceae, Chlorellales, Chlorellaceae. The transcript is spliced from 3 exons. Gene Ontology annotation, biological process: L-cysteine catabolic process. The coding region runs from base 1 to 786 and encodes 261 amino acids.